CUAAAUCAAGAGAAAUAACAGAUCCCAAAUCCAAGUGAACUGGGAGAAAACCACUGCACUGCUCAUACCAACAAGAAUGAAUCUUUAAGUCAAAGAGUUUCGAUGCAGUAAUGUUAAAACUGAACAUGUUAUCACAUCCGAUAAGCAACAGUCUCUCGAGCAUAGGAACAUUAACCCUGUAAUCUAGAGCAACAUUAGGCUCGAAUUUAGAAUUUACAAAAGCAAGUGAGGUGGCAUUAGGUAAUAUGCAAGGCAUAUUUAAUGGUUCAACAGAGACUCCGUGGAUCCACAAUCUCUUGAGUGUUGGACAAGAGAAUAUGCAUUUAGGCAGCGAGUAUUCAUCUUUAUCUACUAGAAAACGAAUAUCGAGUUGUUCAACACCUUUUCGUGUGACCAAAAGGAACCAUUGAUCAAUUUCAAAUGCCCGUGAUGUAAGCGAACUCCUCCCAUGAUUAAUAAAUGAAAAUUCAAAUUUGCGAAUAUGACCAUUGUGCUGCAUGAGAACUUUGUUGACUACAUGCAUGCCAGCAGAGGUCAAGACAUCACUAUUCAUUGUUUCAGAUUUUGUUGUUUUGGUCAUGAGGUCACUGUGAGCAGAUGAAUAUUUCCUCUCGAUGUAAUGAAAGAAGUUACAAUCAAAUUUGAGAUCCCUAAGAUUGAACCACAUCUGUCUCCAGAAGUUAGAUAAAAUGGCCAUUCUAGCAGCUUCUUGAAUGGCCAAUAAUCCCAAUAUGCUUUCAAGUAUUUCCGAAGGAAGCUCACUGAAUCUAUCCAUCCUUCUAGUAGCCAUCAUCCCAGCAGGAGCUUGAAUAUAUGCAAUUAAAGAACAAAUACAUAAAACCUAAUCCACGACGAUACAGCGAACUAGGAUAUGGCGAUUAAAGUAGCCUCAAUCACAUUUAAGAUGUUAAUAAUGGAUGAGUAUGAAUAUGAACAAAGGAGAAUGCAAAAUAUAGAUAACUACGCAUUUGUUAGCUUUCGGAACUAAGUAAUAAAUGAAAGAGUGAAUCCACUCACAUGUACGAGGCUGUGUCCUUGAGUUUAAAAAGAGCUUAACCACAGCGGCAAACCAUUACUCAGUACAUCAAUAGCUAGGGCGAAUCUGGGAAUAACUGGUGGGGAGUGGAGACAGCGGACAUAAAUUAAUUUUUCUUUUGAAGGGAAAAGCUUAAAUUUUACUCCUAUUUUAUAAGAUAUCUUUACUAUUCACUCAUAAAUUACUCUUAAUCUCUUACUUUAAAUAUCAAAAAUUUAUGAAACUUGAAUUACUUUUUGCAGGUUUUGUAGCAGUUUUAAUGUAGUUUCUGAAUAUGUAGUUUUUUUCUUCUAAAAAUAGUUUGAGUGCAGACAGGGACCCGUUUAUUUUAUUAUCAGUCAAACAUCGUAAAACGAAAAGUAUCUUAUAAUUCGGGGCGGAGGGAGUAUGAUUCAAGAACCAAAUAUUGGAACUUGGAAGACACAUAAGAAAAUCUUGACCUCACCGGCUCACCUCACUGUGAAGGAUUUGGGCACAAACUUAUAGCUAAAUGAAGUAGAUUUGUUUGUCUCUCUCGUAUCCUUAUUUGUCUCAUUUUAGGCUUUUCACCUAUUGGCCAUCGCAUUAAAUUUAUCUCAUAUACUUAGGGGUGGUUCGGUACGGUAUAGUGGUAUACCGAAUAUAUUCUCUCAUAUAUUUGUCAUACCAAAACUUUCGAUUUACAAGAUUUAUAUAUUGAUACAUUACCGAAGUUUUGAUAUACCGCAUUUCGGUAUACCGAAGUUUCGGUUCGGUAACGGACUAACGGUACGGUAAAUUACCAUGCAUGUCUCUCAAUACAACAAAUUAUCAUAGACUAACAAAAUAUAGAGAAUUUGUGUUAUUAGCAACAUAUUUAGUGCAUUAUUAAAAUGUUAUAAAAUACAAAUAAUAAUUUAUUGAUGUCACAUUCAAUAUUUUUCCUCAGCCUUACAUAUACUUCAUAUCUAGAUUGAUGAAUAAAAAAUAGGACUACUCAAAGAAUAUGUUGGUUAAAAUUUACCAAGAUAGGAGUGAAUAGGUCAUAUUUUAAUAAAAAUUACUGUAAAAGUAUAAUAUUGCAUAUAUAUAAUAGGCUAAAGGGUGAAAUAGGUACAUGAACCAACUUAAAGUGUUCAAUUAGCCCCUUAUAUAGGAGGUUAUGCCCGGCUGUCGCCAAUUGGGGCGAUUCUCGGUGGAAUUUUUUGAUGAAAUUUUUUGAGCAUCUUCUUCAUUAAGUCUAGUUUACCCAUACCAAAUUUCGCCAACCCACUGAUGUGUGUUUUCUCGCACUUAAAAUAGAUCGUAAUAUAGUGGUGUAAGUACGAGUAUCGUCUCCACAGGGACGGACAAAAGGGAAUCAAGAAUUAAUUAAAUUCAGCGAUUAAAAAGAAAAUAAAAUAAAAGCGUCGUGCGAGAUUGGUUGGUUUGGAAAAUAAAACUAAUGCGAACAAUUAAACUAGGGGGUUCUUUCUAAUUAAUGACGAAGGGAACAGGGAUCAAUUCCGGGGUAACCAGAUUUCUGGCUGAUCAGGCCUAAUUACAUGAAAUUAAUUUAAUUGAGCCUAGCUGAUCAUUACUAAGUUCUUACCGCUAUCGCGGCGUAGAGUACAAUAAUUUAGGGGACCAGGCUGAUCUCUCAUGCGACAGGAUCCUAAAUUAUUGCCAAGACGAGCGAACUUACGGCCCCUUAAUCGCUACUAAUCUCUUAGCGAACGAUUAAGUGUGUGUGAAUGUGUCCUAGAACAAAUUAGAUCUCUCUUAAUUUAUUCUACAUGCAAUUGUAAUUCUAGUCGCGAUUCUAGGUUACAAAAGAUAUCAAUUAAAUUAUUCAAACACAAAUUAAACGGCAUUCAUGCAAUUAAACCGAAAAGAAUCUAGCCAUACAUCAUGAUUAACCCCUUCAUCAAUCCCAAAUCCCUAAUUAAAACUACUCACAAUUUAUAAUUGAAGAAUCAAUAGAAUUGGGAAGAAUAGAAGUAAUUGUCAUUAAUUAAAAAUGUGGAACUUACAAAGAAUCCCAAAAGAUUGAUGAACAAGGCUGAAAAGUCCUCUAAAAUUCGUGCUAGGCACUCUCUCUAAGCCCCCCUCGAAAACGGGGUUUACAGGCUGUUUAAAUAGGGAAAACGGAACAAAUUCGGGCGAAAUUAGGAUUCCAGGGGUAACGCACGGGGCCAACGCACGGCGUGCGUCCCCCAGUGCGCCCGGAGCAUAGCCACGUAAAAAUAUGGAACACACGGCGUGCGUCCCCCAACGCACGGCCGUGCGUUGCUGGCAGUAUCUUCCGUGCUUUCUCGCCUCAGACGCACGGUCGUGCGUUCCCCUACGCACGGCGUGCGUAAAACUUCCGAAUUGGACCAAACUUUCUUCAUGAAAGUUGUAGAUAAUGAAGUCCUCUAUCCACCCCAAUUUGCUAAAUGUUAUUUGAAUCAUCCAAUCAAGAGAUAUGAUCAAAACGGUGGAAGGUAUCAUUCUGAAAUCGCAGCAGAGAUCAUCUGACUUCAUCGUCUGUUUUCUCCUUCUUCCUCUCGGAUUCUCGGAAUUAUGUCUUCAUAUGAUUUGUAUCUCUUGAAGUUGGAUUUCAUUUGGACUUUGAAUCGUGUUCUUUGGUUGUUUCUACAAGGAGAUAUGCUUGAACGAUUGACAGAAGGUCAUCCUGAUCGCCGUUUUCAAGCUCUAUUCGUUUUCUUUUGACCCCGUAACCAAUCCUAGACCUCUUUUUCCUUCAAAUCUUCAUCGUGAAUCUUCCGGUGACCUCCAAAGCUAUCAAAUCAUUCUCAAAUUCUUCUCAAAUCAUCCCGAUUGUUCCUCAAGUGCCGGUACCGGGCUCAAAUUCCUUGAUUUUGACUACAAACAACACAAAACUCGAACCAACGCCCGGUAAACAUAACUUAAGCUAAAAUUGAGACUUGUAACACCUUAAAACUAGGAAAAUCAUCAAAAGCCGAUCUCAACACGCAUCAAAUACGUGUCAAAAUACGGACUUAUCAAAUUCCCUCACACUUAAGCCUUUGCUUGUCCUCAAGCAAACUGAAACACGGGACUUACGAUAAUCACCACACGGAAUCAAAACAAUUAGCAUGCACAUGUAGUUAAAGGGAUAUUCACAGAACAGACAAACUAAACCAAGAAAAUUCUUCCUUAAACUACAUCUUUGUACUCUAGCUAAACUAUUUGACAAAGUAUUCACAACAUCCUUAGAGUAAUGACAGCACACACAAAUAAACUAGCUAUUGAUCAGAAGGACUUGUGAAGGUGACUGUGAAUGGUGAAUGGUAAUAAACAAAAUCAGUCCAUCUUUUUUUUUUGAGAGUUUGGAACAUCCUGACAAAGACUCAAUGCAUUUGGGAAUUUCGGGGCUAUUUUUAAGAAUAAGGAACUUAGUAGGCCACAAUUUAGGAACAAUCAUUUAAACCUAUGCAAAGAGUAUACAUGGUGUACAACUAAGCUAAACCGUCUCAGCACAUUUGUGCAUUGACGUAUACUUGAAGUACGCGAAGGACUAAAGCUAAUUUUGCAAUAGCCUCCAUGUUCAUUUAAUUAGGUUUAAUUUUCCUUGUCAUGUUGGCACGAGAAUGCCAUUUCUUUCGAAAGAUACCCAAGUCUCAUCUUACGCUUUUUGACCGGGGCUCCCAUUCUCUUUUUCGCAAAGUAAGAGGUCUAGCUAUUAAUUAAUUUUUUCAAUUUUCAUAUUUUUACUAAACAUUACCCCAUUCUAAUCUCGGCCUCACCAAGGAAAAAUAGCAAUUAAUGUUCAUUAAUUUCAAAGUGAAUCCAUGCCUACGUACAAUGCAAUCCUCGAAAGUAUCAUAUUCCUAAAAGAUGACUGCUCUUACCUCAUUUGGGGCAUAGGAACAGUGCCAAAAUUGGCUCCUACACAAAUUCCCUAAACUUAGCAAAUCAAUCCCUUAGUUCCCUAAACAUCAAAACUAUGUCAGAAAUAUUCACGGGUAAGGAAACACGGUCCAUUUGGCUAUGGAGAUCAAUUAAUUGGAUAAACAAUAAACGGUCAUGCUCAAAAUGGCUUCUCCUAAAGGAUUUUUUUCAGGUGGGGGGAUGAUUAAUGGAAAAUUCAAUGGGUGACUAUUGCCUUCAUCCUUUCAAUAACUAUAUUACCAUGCAAGCAAUUUAAGCCUAAACACUUCAAGAAUGUCAUAAAAGCAUAGUCAAAACGCUAGUCAGCUCACAAAGACACAGUUUAAAGAAAAAUUUUCAGAAUUUUGACAUGACUUUUCUACGAAUAUACAACUAAUACCUGCGCAUGCUAACUCUAAUAAUCACAUGUAACAACUACUGCCCGAAUGCCCAAAUCACUCCCCCACACUUAAACUUUGGCAUCGCCCUCGAUGACCAAAAAUGCACUAUGCACAAAGGGGGUAAAGGGGAAAGGGUCACGCGUGCUCAACUUAGCUCAAGUCAAUUAUUACAAAAAGGCGAUUAAAAGAGUCGCAGAAACUUCCCUAAGGGGCUGGUCGGUGCAGAACUAAACUUAGUCAAUGAUCCUCGGUACAUCAUCCCCAAAGCAAGAUCCUGAGCUGCAAAAACAAAACACACGAACACAAAAACAAACCCAAAAAACACCCCGGAUUUUUUUUCGGGGGUUUUCUGAAAGCAAACAAACAAACAAACAAACAAAAUGCAGAAAUAAGCUUGGGUUGCCUCCCAAGAAGCGCUAUUUUUAACGUCGUUUGCCCGACACAACUUCCUCAUAGGCUCUCAAAUAGCACAGACAUCAGUGGUGCACUAAUAGUCAACAUCUCCAGCUUCCUCUCAACAAAUGCCAUUAGUUGGCGCAGAUCUUUAAAUUCUUCAGUCCACGUAGGCAGCAUAUGGUCUUCAUAACCCUCAUCAGCGCAGAAGUGAAGUAUGAAACUCUCAUCCUCUUCAGGUGGAUAGGGAACAUGAGUGAAAACUUUGAUUACUCUAGGUGUCACCGGAAGCUCAAAAGAUGUCUCAAAGCAAAGAUUAGGAGCAACACCGUGAUCAAAAUGCACCAUAGAAAAGUCUUUUUCUUCUCCACAAAUAUCAUGAACAUUCACAACCUCUCCUCCAAACUCUGUAUCACUCUCCAUGAAGGCAUCCCAACUCUCGUUAAUACCUAAACCUACCUCAGUAGCACAAUCAUCAAGACUGAUCUUCUCCUUGCCCUCCUCAGGUGCUGAGACUAAUGGUAAAUCAAAUGGCUGGGGAGUUUCUGUAUGAAAAUCACAAUGAUCAGUGACUUCAUCAGUUACAACUUGUACCGUUUGAAACUUUUUCCUGUAUUCUUGGAAAAACAACUUGACACUACUAUCUUCUUCAUCAUCUUCAACCAUAGGUGGGUCUUCAAAGGCAUCAAGAAGUGUAUCAUCCAUCAUAUUCCCACUAUCAUAGUCUGACUCGCUCACGUGAUCAUCCAUAUUGGUCUCCUCGGGUUGGGCGUCUGUGUCGCUAGGAUGAGAUCUCUCGGACUCCUCAGAUAAAGCCUCUAUAAUCUGCCCCAAUUGAUUAUCCAUGUUCUGCAUCCUUGUGUUUGCUUGCUGUUGAAUUGCCAUGCUCGCCUCAGUUGCUUGCAUGACUUGCCUGAGUGUUUCUUCCAGGUCAGACAGCUUCUCUGAAAUUAUCUCUUCCACUUCAUCCUGUGGCUCAUAGCUCGGCAAAGACGUAGGAGUGACUGAAACAUUUGUGUUCGUAAAUUGUGGGGAGGAAGAAGUGGGGUAAGCAGUUUCCCGGAAAGGAUGGUCAUAUAGAGGUUUGAUGGGGCAAAGACAUAAAUGGUGAUCUCCUCCACAGAAGGAACAAAUGAUAUCCUUAAAACAUUAAGAUAUUUCCUCAGGCGUUUUAUUUAGAAGCAUAAAUUCAAGAAUGGAGCCUCGUCUUACGCUUACCCAAGGGUAAUGUGAUGAAGGAUAGUAAGAAUCAGAAUGAAAGGGUUGUGUGGUUGGAGUGUACGGAUAAGAAGGCUGAAUAUUUUGUGGUGUAGGAGAGUAAUUUUGAUGAGGUGUGUAAUAUUGAGGAGGAGGAGUGUAAGGAGGGUAUGGCGUAUAUGGUGAAAAUUCCAUGGAGGUUUGGGGAAAAGGAAUUCCUCCAGAAAUUUGGCUGAAUGGGUUCAUCUCAUGCCUCUUUGAAAAAAAAACUGAAAGGUUAGCACAGAAAAAUCCUACGAAGAAAAACUAACUAAAAAAAAUCUCGCUGAAAUUAAUUAACUCUUAAAACCGACACCGUCACCAUUAAGUGUAGUUUACCCAUACCAAAUUUCGCCAACCCACUGAUGUGUGUUUUCUCGCACUUAAAAUAGAUCGUAAUAUAGUGGUGUAAGUACGAGUAUCGUCUCCACAGGGACGGACAAAAGGGAAUCAAGAAUUAAUUAAAUUCAGCGAAUAAAAAGAAAAUAAAAUAAAAGCGUCGUGCGAGAUUAGUUGGUUUGGAAAAUAAAACUAAUGCGAACAAUUAAACCAGGGGGUUCUUUCUAAUUAAUGACGAAGGGAACAGGGAUCAAUUCCGGGGUAACCAGAUUUCUGGCUGAUCAGGCCUAAUUACAUGAAAUUAAUUUAAUUGAGCCUAGCUGAUCAUUACUAAGUUCUUACCGCUCUCGCGGCGUAGAGUACAAUAAUUUAGGGGACCAGACUGAUCUCUCAUGCGACAGGAUCCUAAAUUAUUGCCAAGACGAGCGAGCUUACGGCCCCUUAAUCGCUACUAAUCUCUUAGCGAACGAUUAAGUGUGUGUGAAUGUGUCCUAGAACAAAUUAGAUCUCUCUUAAUUUAUUCUACAUGCAAUUGUAAUUCUAGUCGCGAUUCUAGGUUACAAAAGAUAUCAAUUAAAUUAUUCAAACACAAAUUAAACGGCAUUCAUGCAAUUAAACCGAAAAGAAUCUAGCCAUACAUCAUGAUUAACCCCUUCAUCAAUCCCAAAUCCCUAAUUAAAACUACUCACAAUUCAUAAUUGAAGAAUCAAUAGAAUUGGGAAGAAUAGAAGUAAUUGUCAUUAAUUAAAAAUGUGGAACUUACAAAGAAUCCCAAAAGAUUGAUGAACAAGGCUGAAAAGUCCUCUAAAAUUCGUGCUAGGCACUCUCUCUAAGCCCCCCUCGAAAACGGGGUUUACAGGCUGUUUAAGUAGGAAAAACGGAACAAAUUCGGGCGAAAUUAGGAUUCCAGGGGUAACGCACGGGGCCAACGCACGGAAUGCGUCCCCCAGUGCGCCCGGAGCAUAGCCGCGUAAAAAUAUGGAACACACGGCGUGCGUCCCCCAACGCACGGCCGUGCGUUGCUGGCAGUAUCUUCCGUGCUUUCUCGCCUCAGACGCACGGUCGUGCGUUCCCCUACGCAUGGCGUGCGUAAAACUUCCGAAUUGGACCAAACUUUCUUCAUGAAAGUUGUAGAUAAUGAAGUCCUCUAUCCACUCCAAUUUGCCAAAUGUUAUUUGAAUCAUCCAAUCAAGAGAUAUGAUCAAAACGGUGGAAGGUAUCAUUCUGAAAUCGCAGCAGAGAUCAUCUGACUUCAUCGUCUGUUUUCUCCUUCUUCCUAUCGGAUUCUCGGAAUUAUGUCUUCAUAUGAUUUGUAGCUCUUGAAGUUGGAUUUCAUUUGGACUUUGAAUCGUGUUCUUUGGUUGUUUCUACAAGGAGAUAUGCUUGAACGAUUGACAGAAGGUCAUCCUGAUCGCCGUUUUCAAGCUCUAUUCGUUUUCUUUUGACCCCGUAACCAAUCCUAGACCUUUUUUUCCUUCAAAUCUUCAUCGUGAAUCUUCCGGUGACCUCCAAAGCUAUCAAAUCAUUCUCAAAUUCUUCUCAAAUCAUCCCGAUUGUUCCUCAAGUGCCGGUACCCGGGCUCAAAUUCCCUGAUUUUGACUACAAACAACACAAAACUCGAACCAACGCCCGGUAAACAUAACUUAAGCUAAAAUUGAGACUUGUAACACCUUAAAACUAGGAAAAUCAUCAAAAUCCGAUCUCAACACGCAUCAAAUACGUGUCAAACUUCAAUCUCCGGUGGCGGGAGUAAUCAUCAUCAGCGGCCGCCUUCGCUUGAGAUUGAAUGUACGUAAUUGCUGGUUUGAGCAUCAAGAGACGACUGUUGCUUCAAUAUUAGAAUGGUGAUGAUAACAUUAACCUCCACCUUCUCGCUGCUGCCGAAUUGCUUGCUCAUAAUGCGCUUUGCCAUUUAUGUGACCCAUAACAGGCAUCGGAAUGAAGACUAUCUCCAAUGCUUCUUUCAUCUUCUUAAUUUGGGUAUCCGUGUAUACCUCACUAUAAUUAAAGAUUAGUAUGAAAUAUGAAUAAGAAUGGAGAUUAACCAGUUUAUAUUGAUCGAGUUUCGAUUUACACAGCAGAGGUAUUGUGUCUGUGUAUUUAUACACGAAGUUUAUACUACAAAAGAUGGAAUAGGCCGUUGACAUUGGUGUCUGGCUGCAAAAGGUGGCAUACGUAUUUGAUACGUGAGUGCUGAUCCAUUCUCCCAAAAAAAUUGUUAUUUUUCCCGAUCCACCGUUAAUUCUCCCACACAUCGUUAAUCCACCGACCCACCAUCAUUGUUUUAUGAGAUAAUUACCCUAGGUAUGACUAAAACUUAUUCACUUUCCCAAUUUAUGACUUAACUAGUUUUUUUACCAAAAUAAUAUUAAAAUUUAAUUAAAUUCGUAAUAAUUAAAUAAAUACGUAGUAUAUAAUAUCUAUACUAAUAUAAAAGCAAAAGAAUUUUGUGAAUAGUACUCCCUCCCAAAAAUGUCAACAUCAAGCUAUGGUUGAGGUAAAUUGUAAAAAGUGAUUGGAUUUGUUGGUUGGCAUGGUAAAUAAAAUAAAGAACGGGUAAAUAAGAGUUCAUUUGGGUUGAUCCGAAGGAUGGGUUCCGGUUACUUCCAAAAUGGCGCAAACAGUAAAAGGAGGCAUGUUCCUGCACUCCUAAUGGUCAAAAAUGAAUGUACACUGUUUACACACAUGGAGAUAGAUUGAAUCCCGAUUAUCCAACCUUGCCUAUUCAUUUUUGUGGCUAGGAUUCAAAAAGAUGGAGCUACUUUUUUGCUAUUGGUUAAAGAGGGUGGUGGGAAUAGUCUCACAAUAAAUCCUAUUGGCAGGAAUGGGUGGCUCAACAGUAUACUUAUUGGGAAUUUUCAAAGUUCCUAACUCAAAAUAGUUGAGGAUGAACUAGACAAUGUAACUUGGAAAUGUAUCUACACAUUUAAUCUCCCCUAUAAAAAGCAACCCACGGGAACACUUCUUCCCACACCAAAACAUUUCAUUACAAAUUUCCUGUCCAAGUAAACAAAUUCUCAAAAUGGUUGGAAUGUGGUCUAUGAUACGCGAGAUAGACCAGACUAAAACGACCUGGGCCAUCAAAGCUAGGGCUGCAAGGGUAUACCGUGAGCCUGCCCACGAUGGCUUUCCGCCAUCUCUGGAAGUGAUCUUUCAUGACGCAGAGGGCUCAAAGAUUCACGCUCACGUUCCUGAUCAGUUUGUUGUCAAGUUUCACGCCUUAUUUAAGGAGGGUCAUGUCUUUGCAGUUAAAAAUUUCAUGGUGGAAGAAAACUUUAUGUUUUUCAAAACAACAACAAGUGCUUACAGGCUAAGAUUUUUUAAAAAAAGUGAGGCAUUUGAGAUGAAAAUUCCAUUUCCAUUGAAGACGUUUUCAUUGGUGUCCUUUUCCACUCUACACGCACAAGACACUAUAGAUGAUAGAGCGGCAAUCGAUAUCAUCGGCCAGGUUGUCCAUGACAAAGACCCUAAAACGAUUCUAAAGAAUGAUCGACCCAAGAAACUGAUUGAGCUCAUUUUGGGAGAUACUGAGGGAAAUGUAAUCGCAUGCACGCUGUGGGGUCCUAUGGUAGAUAUGUUGGUUACCUACAAACUAACCACAACAGAACCCAUUGUCAUGCUUCUGCAAUGCUGCAGAGCAAGAAAAUACCAAGGUCAAGUGCAUGUGUCAAAUAUGUGUAACACCACCAAAGUCAUUAUGAAUGGUUCGGAGGAAGUGUUCAAUGAUUUUAAGGCGAGAAUGGCUAAAAGGUGUGGGGAGGGUUUAAGCUUUACAAUAUCUUCGGAUACCUCCAACGAAGGAGACAUUAGCAGCGGACAGAUCGAACUGGUCACUAUUGACCAACUGACAAGAAUGGAGGAGGAUGGCAAACACUGGGUCUACGGAGAGAUUGCUGGAAUAGACAGUCACAGAGACUGGUCUUACGUUUCUUGCAUUGGAUGUAACCGCAAAGUCACGCCCAAUGGUGACACAUUUCAGUGUUUAACUUGCAACACUUCCGAUGCAGUCCUUCGGUACAAGGUCAACGUUAGGGUCAUCGACAGAACAUCACAUGCAUCAUUCACGCUGUGGGAUAGGGAAGUUUCGUGUCUGAUAGGUCGUUCUGCUUCGUCUUUGAAGGAACAAGUGGCCAAGAGAAAUUUUGGCCCCCACUACUUUCCUUCGGAGAUCAAUGCCCUGAUGGAUAUCAGGGCAUUGUUCCAUGUGCAAUGCAAGAUGGACUGCCGGAACUACAAGGGCAACCAAACCUUCAGUGUGCUUAGAAUGAAUACUGAUCCUAGGGUUAUAUCCCUUUAUGUUUCUGAGACAAGCACAGCUGAGGAUGAGGAUGAGUUUGCCCUGUUGAGGAAGGAGUUUUGUGGCACAGAGAAUGUUGGGUCGUCCCAGAGUAUCAAUUCAACAAGCCCACCACUGCUGAGCAAGGAAAAGAGGAUUGCGCUUGAAAUUGAUGGAGAAAAGUUGAAGAAGAAUCUGUUUGGAGAGUCUUCUUCAACAGUCCCAAUGAAGAAAAUGAAGGGCAUAAAGAUCGAGGAGCCUAAGCCUUGAGGUUUACCAAUUCCAGGGAAGAUAUAUGUGGUUUGCAGGAGGUAGUGCUAUAUAUUAUGGGUGCCUAGAGUUUGAUGUACCCAAGUUAUGAAGACAACUAAAUAAAACUUCCUCCAGUUGUUGUGUCCUAUCUAUGUUCUGUUCAGUAUGUUGGUCCUAAGUAGUAUCAAUGUAAUAAAAGGUCACAACCAGAAAAUGUUGCUAGAAGACAAAAUACUAACACUAUCACAAGUGUUCGGCUGUCUUCUACGUUUUUUGUAUUUUGGAUUUUGUAAUUGGUUCGCACAUUUUAACCGAAAGUGUGCUCUGGCUGUAACUCAACUGAUCUAAUGAUAUAUAUUAAGUAUCUAAUGUUAGUUUAUUUGUAAAGAACUAUAUUUUAAACAUGAAAUAGUUUUCCAGAGGACCAGGGCCGAGUAACCCCCUAAUUUGAUUAGGCCAAUAAGGCAUAACCUCCAUAGCCUUUUCGCGUUAGCUAUGGUUUGACUACACAGAGACUAACAGUCUAACACCAUAGUUCAAGUGGGUAAAAUAAUUCUGAAAUACCCUUAUACUCUGCCCUAGGCUUAUUCAUUCCAUUCCUACACAGGUCAGAACCUGUGUGGCAUAUAAGGGUGAUCUGAAGAAAAUUGGCACUUUAACUUAACAGAUAUGUAUUCAUGUGGAUUUGAUUGUUACUUUUAAAUUAGAGAAACCAACUUGUGUGUCAUCGUUUUAAAAAUUAUGAUUUCAUAUUGGAGGAAAAAGCAGGCAGUUUUUUAAAGGGGAAACUAAGAUCUUGUGUGUGAAAGAUUUUUUGUGGAAAAAAGUUCCUAAGAAAAUCUUUAGCGGCAACCUUGAAUGGGUCUCAGGUGUUUCAUUUGAGAAAUAGUAUGUUCGAGACCCACAUAAAAAAUUUGUCAUGUUAAAGUGCCUGUAUCAUAACAACAAAGGCAUAUAAUUUAAAGAUAAGCGGUGCAUGGAACAACAUACCUGGGAUCGGGCUGGAGCGGGGUACAUCCUAAAUCUAGCCUAAGUCUAAUUAUUACAACAUUUGUGAUCAAAACAACAGAAUAAUAAAUAAAACUACAUUCCCCAGUAACAUGCCACAAUUCAUUUGUCUUCCCAUGGUAGACCUGCAAUUUAAAAAAUAUGGUCCUGCGUUAGAAUGUUCAUACACAUGUCUUGAAACUGCUGUGAAAUGGAGAUUCAAAUUGCAGUCGAAUAAUGUAAGGAAAAUCAGAAUUACACCAUAUUUGACCACCCCCCUGAUUGGCUGGCAUGAUCGGGGCAGUUCGUUGCACAUUGGCAAUUCAUAUGACUAGGGCAGUUCGUUACACAUACAAUCAUACCAAAUCAAACCUAAAUCAGUAGAGGUUAUUGACAUAUUGUACACAGAUAUUGGCUGGCUUGAAAGUUUACAAACCUCUUCGCUUUGAUUUGUCUCGCACAACUUUUAGUAAAAAUAUUUUAAAUUUUUCUACACACAUUCUGCACUGAUUAUUAAUCAUCCUUAAACAAAGUCAUUGAAAAAUUUGUGUGUGAGACACAUCAUAAACACAUGAACAAUUUUUUUGUAAAAGUAUAAAAGUUUUCAAAGAUGUAAAGGUAUUUGGCAAAGGUCCUGCGAUAUUGGUCAAUAUAUGAGUUCUUUCGAGAAAAACAUUAUCUAUGGCCUGCAGUAAAAUAUUCCUUCAGGAUCAUAAGUUAUUUAAUCCAUCUAUGGCUCAUAUGCAGGAGUUCCUGAUUUAACUUGGUCAAAACCUGUUUUUAUACAAAACAAAUUGUGUGUCUAUCGAAAAGCAGGUAGCUAUUUUCAAAAUUUUCAUGUACUAAUGGCAAACCUGAUAUGUGCCAGAGGAAAUAAACUAAAAUAGGGACUUAAUUUCUUAAGAGAAAUCUGAGGACUUUUGUGCAGACCAAUUUAUAUUCUUGCAACAAAACUACUUAAGCAGUCUAAGGGCAUCAUAAAAUGUUGUUGGAGAGGAUUAAAUGUGCGUAAAAUAAUUUGUGUAGCGAUGCAAGUAACUGCCCCGGUUUCAUUAAAACAGUUAUUGACUGCAACUGGCCAGACAAAUUUCGUAAUAUACGUGUAACGGAUCAACAAGACUACGAUAUAUUAAAAGCCGAGGCAUAGAUAAACAUACCUUGGUCAGGCUUGAGCAGGGAACGACCUAAAUCUAGCCUAAGUCAAAUUAUUACAACAUUUUUUUUAAUUGAAUUAAAGAACGAUAAAAACAUUUGUGUUCCGCAAUUCAUGGAAUGACCGAUGGUCAA
Molecule: messenger RNA, 14020 nt
Organism: Cuscuta epithymum
Lineage: Eukaryota; Viridiplantae; Streptophyta; Magnoliopsida; Solanales; Convolvulaceae
Source: the annotation of a GenBank genome assembly